This is a messenger RNA of Paramecium octaurelia, 639 nucleotides long. NCBI's taxonomy places the organism in Eukaryota, Ciliophora, Oligohymenophorea, Peniculida, Parameciidae. The record is from the annotation of a GenBank genome assembly.
UUUAAAUAUCUUAAAAAUGGGAUAGGGAUCAUCUAAAUUUUACGCAGUUCCAGUGGGAGAGAAGAAAGAUGGAGAAAGUCAUGUCUAUAGAAAUCCAAAUAAUACUCAAAAGCUUCUAGAUAACUUCGAAGGAGAAACAACAGUUUAAGGAAUUUUCUUAAGAUCUUGCCGUAAAUUUCCAAACAAUAGAUGCUUGGGCAAGUAGGUAGUCACUGGAGAGAAUAGUAGACAUUAUGUUUACAAAACUUAUCUUGAAGUCAGAAAUGUUGCAGAGUAUAAUCUUAAAUAGAAACUAGAUAACUUGGGUCAGGUAUAAAGAAUUUGAAUUUGAUUCCAAAUCCAGUGAUGUAUGAGGGAUAGGAAUUGAGAAUGAUAGGAAUAUUCUCAAAAAACAGAGAAGAAUGGCUACUUCUAGAUAUAGCGAAUACAUUGUAUGGAAACACAAUGAUUCCCUUAUAUGAUACAUUAGGAUUGGAAAGCAUUCCUUACAUCCUAGAGCAAACUUAGCUAAGCACUUUAUUCAUUUCAAGCACUAGUGUGGAAACUCUUUUAAAAGUAAAAGAGUGCCAUGCUCUAAAGUUUGUNAUGUAUAUUGAAAAAAAAUUUCAAAACAUUUUCCACUUUUAUAAAAAUGAAUGA